This is a messenger RNA of Monoraphidium neglectum, 177 nucleotides long. RefSeq names its product DNA-directed RNA polymerases I, II, and III subunit RPABC4. Lineage: Eukaryota; Viridiplantae; Chlorophyta; Chlorophyceae; Sphaeropleales; Selenastraceae. The transcript has 2 exons. Gene Ontology annotation, cellular component: RNA polymerase II, core complex; RNA polymerase III complex; RNA polymerase I complex. The record is from RefSeq and is a predicted model, not a curated record. The coding region runs from base 1 to 177 and encodes 58 amino acids. Gene Ontology annotation, molecular function: DNA-directed RNA polymerase activity; zinc ion binding; DNA binding. Gene Ontology annotation, biological process: DNA-templated transcription.
AUGAGCGGCUACGGGCAGUUCAACACGACUGCGGACCUGGGUUGUGAGUACACCUGCGGACAGUGCGGCGUGGACACGCGCCUGAAGUCGGGGGAGCCCAUCCAGUGCAAGGAGUGCGGAUACAGAAUCCUCUACAAGAAGCGGACAAAGCGCGUGGUGCAGUUUGAGGCGAGGUGA